AUGCGUCGCCCCGUUCCAAAAGCAACUCCGCUGCCCGGAUGUAAGGUCAUCUCGGACUGGAACGACCUGUCUACCCCAUAUGUAAGGGUAAUCAACGUAGUCGUACCGGACGACCCGGGCUCACAAGGCGAGUCUAGGGUCGAAACCGCAAAGGUACGGACUACCGAGGUUAACGGACCGGAGGUCCCGGGCUCACAAGGCGAACCCGAGGACGAAGAAGAAGAAAAGCCGAUGGAGUCCAAUAAGGAGUUAGGCAGACUGCAACUCCGGGACCCUCACCUCCGGAAAAAGAUCGAUGAGCUGGAAAACCAGGACCAGCUGGACCACAAGUCGCCAUUGUUGGAACAUUACCAAAUGAGCGGAGGCCUAUUGUACCGGCUGACCACCCACAACACCAAGUUGGAACGACGGUUCGUGGUCCCGCUCUUCAUGCGAAAAGGCAUCAUCCGAGCACUUCACGACGGAAAAACCGGCAACCACUUCGGCCGCGUGAAGACACUGGAGGCAGCGAAGCUUCGGUACUACUGGGACCGGAUGCUAUCCGACAUUCACGACUACGUGGAUAACUGCCCCCGGUGUACCUUGGUGACCAAGCCUCGGACUAAACCACCCGGUAAACUCCAGAAGAUGGAGGUCGGUGAACCAUGGUUCCGAAUCUACGCGGACUUUAAAGGACCUUUACCUCGGACUGAGUCGAAAGGAUACCAAUAUAUCGCGGUCGUUACCGACCAGUUCACCAAGUUCACCAUAGCCCGAGCGACCAAGACUAACUCGGCAAAGGAGUUCGAAAAAUUCUUCGUGGAGGAUGUCGUCUUGAAAUACGGCAUGCCGACCCACCUCCACACCGACCAAGGAUCCCACUUCACGGCUAAGACCUUCGCCAAAGUGGCCAGGAUCUUCGGGAUCGAGCAUACCUUCGGAACAGCCUACCACCCAGAGGGUCAAGGCCAAGUCGAACGUUCCAUGCAGACGAUCUGGGACGGAAUUCGGAAGGAAUGCGACGCCAAGGAUGGUCACCGAUGGCACCGGAACCUACAGUACGUAGUAUGCGGAAUCAACCGAGCCAAACAUGCGACCACCGGGUUCUCACCCUACUACAUGCUGUACGGACGUGAGAUGACCAUACCUCAGGACGUCAUCACCGGAACCAACGCACCGGAACACUACACCGACAAGGAACAAUACAUCAGAAGGAUGAAGGAACGGCUCCGGAGGGCUCACGACAUCGCGAAGACAAAUAUCGACGAAGCCUUCCAGAAAGCAGCCGAACUCUACAACAAGAAGAAAUCCAUACCGGACUUCCAGAAGAGAGACCUCGUCCUGGUAGAGUAUCCCAAUAAGGAUCCUACCAGGAAGGAACGGUACGAUGGAGUAUGGACGGUACUCAACUAUAAAGGACCCAACAACCUUUGGCUCCGCAACGUCGAAACCGGAAAGGAAGAUGUUGUCGCCGUGGAUAGAUGUAAGCAUCAUCCAAGCAACAAGCGUCGGCGGAUCACCCGAUCUUACGGCCAGAAGAAAUCCGAGGUAUCCCCGGGUAAUAACCUUGCAACGGUGCCGUACCCCCAUGAGGGUCAGCCCGCUCGCAAUACCCGGGCCCGAAAGGCUAACUCAACCGAAAAGAAGCCAAAGGAACCGACAAAGGAGCCUCAGAAACCGGACUUAACGUCGGUUCAGGACCCCAAUAAGGGUCCGUCCGACAAACUAAGUCCAGUGGAACCCUCCAAACCAAAAGGAAAACGUGGCCGACCGAGGAAGAAGCCUCCGUCGGACUUCGAGACACCAGCCCUGCAGGAACUGCAGAAGCAGGCUGUGAUAGAGGAUGAACCCGAGGCCAUCCCGGAGAAACCCAAGGACUUAGCCGGAUCAUCCGAGGCUAACCCGAAGAAGUCAGUGGACUUAGCCGCAAAACCCGAGGCUACCUUAACCAAGCCUGAGAAGCUUAAGGUACCGAAGGAGAAGCCGGUAAAAGCGACGAAACCGGUGAAGAAGCGACCCGACACACCGGUCCCGACAAUCCCAACCGAUAAGACAGUUGAACCCUCGGCUCCAAAGCGGAAGUACGGGACGGUUAAGAAGCCUAAGUUAACGGCUCAGGAAGUACUUGAAGAAGCUCAAGUGGCCGAAGACGAGGCACACAAGGACAUCCUCGACAGGAUCGCUGAAGGACGGGCAGAACCGGUCAAAUCGACCAAACCCACAAAGAAGCCCAAAACAUCAAAACCCACCACACCACAAACAUAG
This is a messenger RNA of Paramacrobiotus metropolitanus, 2244 nucleotides long. RefSeq lists its product as uncharacterized. The record is from RefSeq and is a predicted model, not a curated record. The transcript has a single exon. The coding region runs from base 1 to 2244 and encodes 747 amino acids. Lineage: Eukaryota; Metazoa; Tardigrada; Eutardigrada; Parachela; Macrobiotidae. Gene Ontology annotation, molecular function: nucleic acid binding. Gene Ontology annotation, biological process: DNA integration.